This is a messenger RNA of Epinephelus fuscoguttatus (brown-marbled grouper), 6351 nucleotides long. RefSeq names its product ATPase H+ transporting V0 subunit e2 (gene atp6v0e2). The transcript is spliced from 4 exons. Gene Ontology annotation, cellular component: proton-transporting V-type ATPase, V0 domain. The record is from RefSeq and is a predicted model, not a curated record. Gene Ontology annotation, molecular function: proton-transporting ATPase activity, rotational mechanism. Lineage: Eukaryota; Metazoa; Chordata; Actinopteri; Perciformes; Serranidae. Gene Ontology annotation, biological process: proton transmembrane transport. Bases 106 to 351 code for a protein of 81 amino acids.
UUGCGGAAGCGACUGGCUGGCUCAGCAGCCAUUGAUGCGCUUUAUUUGUAAGAGGACAAACCGAGAUUAAUUCCUCCAUAUUCGCUGUUUGCGUGGACAGGAGCCAUGGUGUCUCACUCUCUCGCCCUGCCGAUGAUCUGCUUCACCACGCUAUGGGCUCUGGUGGGCGUCGUGGCUCCGUUCUUAGUGCCCAAAGGACCCAACCGGGGUGUGAUUGUCACCAGUCUCAUCCUCACAGCGGUCUGCUGUUACUUGUUUUGGUUGGUAGCCAUUCUGGCCCAAGCCAACCCUCUGUUUGGCCCUCAGCUGAAGAAUGAAACUAUAUGGUAUCUGCGCUACUUCUGGGAGUAAACAAGGACUGUGUGACGUGAUCAUCAUUCCUAUCCCGUGGUUGGCUGGACUUUAUUUCAACAUAACUCCUAAACAUUAAACAUUCCCACACACACACAAUCUGCAGAACUGAUGAAACGAGUCAGUUUUCUUUGCAAUCUUUGGAAAUAUUUACAUUAAUGCACAGCACCUGGAAUUGAACAUUUAGAGUUUGGUUUUAAAGAAAGAAUUAUUCUAUCUUGUGAGCCCAAUACAACACACACAGUCUAAAGUUGUGACUUGUGAACAAUUUAAAAAUGAGGAAAGCACUGAGCAACAUCGUCUGUUAGGAGUAGAUACUAAUCUCCCCUCUUUGAAAUGUGCAAUCUUUAGUUUACUUUGUGUUUGUUUACAUUUUUGUUUUUGUGUCGCUGCCAUCAGGGAACAUGAAUUUCUAAGUAUUUGUAUUUAUUUGGCCGGCGGACACUGAUGUAAGCGCGUUGUGAUUACCUCAGUGUCCACACGGUCUUGUUAUAUAACUGUUAUUAUCUGUGAUGUAAUGGUGUGUGUGAGUGUGAGAGUGUGUGUGAAGAGUUCAUUACUGUGAGUGCUUGGACUGCAGCCAUGAGAAUCUCCCGAAACCAUAAAAGUGAAGAGCGAUUCCCUCCACUUUAGACCACUUCAGCAUGAAACUCCCUCCCACACUCCCCUCAUGCUCUACACCGCGGAGGUUCUCGUUGCCAUGGUGAUCUCAUCGCCCAAUUCAGUCCCUUUCCACUCGACCCCUUUUGAUGAAAUCCUGCCCAUUCUCGCCUGCUUGUGUACAGAUGUACUGUAGGUUGUACUGUAGGGACGUGUUUUUGGAUUGAGCUGCUGGUAGCUGCUGAUAGAUUUGGUGAUAAUAUCCACUAUCUGUAAAUCUUUUAAUCUGCAUCCCCCCCUCUCACCACCCAAAAAAAAUCUUUCCAAGUAUUUUCCCAUAUAAUCAGCCUUUACAGCAAACUCCUCAUUUAAACUUCAGCCAAAGAAUUCUCUCGGGGUUAGGAACUCUUUAAAGCAAAGUGACCCCUCACAUCUUUUCAGAAGCAGAGAAGUAGCAGCUCUUGGAGUGCAUUCACACCAAAUUCGGCGUUGGCAGCAAAAAAGCCACUCCUCCCAUUCAUUUGAAUGUGGGUAGUUCAUCCAGGCUGCAGUGACAGGGCCGCAGUGGGGGCCAAAAAAAAAGUGCAGUGAAAAGUAGAAUCAGAAUCAACUCGUGGAGAAACAACCCAGCGUCCCGCCAGACCAUACAUGGAUUCAUUUACUAGGAAACAAACCAAUGAGCAAAGUAUGUUGAACAAAAGAUGAAUUCACUGCAUGUUUUACAGACUGUUUUAGUAGCUGCAAUCUGUUGGAAACCCCCUUCAUAUCAGUGGUGGGUGCCACUGUGUGGCUCAUGUAGGAUAUUUAAUCAAAGGCCAACAUUGUCCCAGUAUAUCAUGUCAAAGUGUGGUCAAACCCCAGUUUGUAGUUGCUGUUUAUAGGGCUGCAUAUUUAUGUAGUGGGUUUCAGGGAUGGAACCAAACACUGGGGGCUCAGCCUAAAUCCAGGGGGGGCGGGGGCAUCUGAGAUUUUUCCCUAUUUACGGCAGCUAUAUGCACUAUUUUUGAAAACAUUAGAGAUGAUAAAAUGACUAAAAAUGUGUACAUCAUGUGGGAAAAAUCAUCCUGUAGAGCCUACAUCCUGUUCUGUAUCUUGUUGUUCAAAACAAACAACACAUGUUGAGGAUGACUCAUUUUCACUCCCGCCACCUAAAAAAAGGCAAAGAUUAUCUAAUGUUACUAUUUUUAAAGGAAUACUAUGCAGGGUUGUUGGUUUCUGUUUGUAAACACACUCGUCAGCAAAAGUAAAAGUAAAAGCCAGCCCCAGAUUUCUCUCAUUUGGCAUUUAGCUUCACUAUAUUUGCAUUUUUUCCCUUGCGCUUUGUCUCCUGGAUACCUGCUGCCUACAGUCUGGCACCUGGUUGUUAACUUCUUAUAAAGCCAGAUCUCACCUGAGCACUGUGGGGAUACACACCCAUAACCGUUCCUAACAGUGAAUUGGACUAAUAUCCUAGGCCCUGUAUACAAGCACGGGAGGCGGAUUGGAUUUAUUGACCGAAUUAUGUCUGACUCUGGAGUUCAUGAGGAGUUAUGCGAUUUCUUUUGCAAGGGUUUUCCAUGGCGGGCAGAUAAGAUCAUGUAACAAACCUGUGAGCCAGCAGCUUCUCACAUCAAACAAGUGAACAAAUGAACACAAAUGAGACAAGUUACGUCGUUAGGUGGAAAAGUUUUCAACUUUUCACACGCUCCUCAAUGCGGCAGCCCUCACUGUCGUCUUUACGCUUCUCUGCUGUGACCAUGUCUGCUACCUAGCUAGAAAUGUCUGUUGCUAGGUGACCAUUUGUUUGCUUGAUUACCGUCCCCGCCUUGUGUACCACAUUAGUUCCGUCUGCGUAGUCCCUACUUGGUGCACGUCUAUCGGGCUGGAGCCCCAGAAGCCACCCCCUCUCUCCGCCCCUGCUGGGUUUCUCUAAUCUGCUUCAUUUAUUUAUUUAUUUAGUUGAGUUGCAGGACAUAAUCAAUAUGCUGGCUUCAAAUCUCAGACUGCUAUAAAUUAAUAUCCAUAAGGACAAGAUUAAUCAUCGUGAUUACAUGUACAGCAUGUGCUAACUGCACUGUACUGACUGUAUGCAAUAGAGGGCACAUGUUAAUCUGUGUGUAGCAAGUCAGUGUGCCACCAACUGGAAAAGUGGGUCGCCAGAGAUCAAGAGGUCGAGGUUAUUUCCGUUGACUGUGGUCUCCUCUGUCGGCGCAGCGUGUCUUGUCUAGCACUGAUACAGCAGUCUGAACAUUAACAGAUAAGAACAGUUAGCUGAUGUUUCCAAGGUCAGACAUUUGGUUCAUGUCAUGAUAGUGUUGGAGAGGAAGUCGCCAGCACCUCACAGUUUGUGAUUGUUCUUCGGUACAUGUGUACACAGCUUCAAAAAGGUUUCCUGUUUUAUUAUUUUGCAACAUUUUCAUUGACUAGGAUGCUGGUGUGACACACCUACCUCCUUCUGAUUGCUUUAAGAGUCACAGCCACAGACCACCACCACAACUACAUCUCCCCUUUCCCACUCCUCAUUUCCAACCCUGAGAACCCCUCUCUCCUUCCUUAACACUGUCCCUCCCCGUCCUCCUCUCUAAAACCACUUUGCUUCAGCCAAAAAGAAUCAAAAUCAAUAUACAGCUACUUUUUAGAAAGACCAAAUUGCGUUGUAUCUUUUCCUCCAGCCCUCUUUGGUAGUUGUGGUGGUGGCACGUAUCUACAAGUGGAUGUGUAGAAACUUAGUCGUCAAUACCAGUACCAGUGAAAUUCCACGAUUCUCAAUAUCCAUUUCAAUACCACGGUAAAAAACACAACAAUAGAGGCGUUUGCAGACUGAGUCCGUAGUUUUCGUAUGCUUUGUUGAGAUCAGAAACCUUGCACACUGAGUUUGACGCUUUUUUUAUUGUUCUGUUUGUUGGGAAAAUUUGCAACACGAGACAAGAUAAAACGACACAUCUGCUCCCUUGCUCCUUUCCACUGGAGGUACCUCCCUUUCUGUCUCCACAGUGUCGCUCUCUCUGUGGUCCUCUAUUACAUCCUCCUCAUUAUCCCCAUCCCCCUGAAUAUUGCUAUCUGACCUGUUGAAUGUUGACUGAGUUAUGAAAUGACACUGUGCGCCCAAUUCCUCUCCUGUUGCUCUCUGUAGGCUUUCUACGGACACAGAACAACACAGAAAAUUGAACCUGUUACAAUGACGGACAAAAGUUUCAGAGCCAGUGUGCAAACAUGAUUGACACGUGAGGUCGUAUUUAUUUUCAAAUGUACAACAAUGUCAGACGAAAAAUACAGACUUGGAACGCAAUGGCCUCGAAUUCAUUCAUUCCUUUAUUAAAAAUGUUUUAAGUUAAAUUAAAAUGUUAUUUUUAAGCUCUGAUCAUCCGCCUUGAACACAAAGCACAAGUCUAUGUGGGUUCAUGAGAUUUAAUGGGCGAGGAACUAAAUGUUAAUACAUAGCUCACAGUGUAUUGUUGUUGUUAAUGUUCAGGACUUGUACAUGUAAGAUGUGACGGUUGGUCUUUGUGGUAGGCUAUUCGUCCUGCCUAGGCUUGGGUGGUCUCUAUUUUUUACAUCCCUCAAUACCCUCCUGACAUUUCACCACAGAAUAAAGUGUAUGACGGUAUUAGUGUGCGGCACCGCUCACUAGUUAGUCCACUUUUCCAACAUUCACCAGCUCUGGUUUGGUCGCAAUAAACCCUUAAUACGUUGAGUUUACAGUCCUGGAACAUUAUCCCAACCACUCACAUAUGUUUGACUAGUAGAGACUGACCUCUGGUGGCGCAUACGGUGCACUACAUAGAAUACAUCCUCGAUACAGACUCUUUGUGGUACUGAAAACGAUACCGUCAGGAUUUCUAAAUACCCUGGUACACUGAAGUACCGUAUUACCACCCAAGCCUAGUCCCACCCCUCCUCCUCCCUGAUUAGACAGCUAGGUAAAAGGCGACAGUGAGUUUUAUGCAAAGUUGAACAUUUUUCAACUCUCGGCGACCAGAAGAAACAUGCAGUGAAAGUAGAUGCUCAGUAUGUCUCCAUGCUGCUGCUGUUUGUAGCAUAGUGUAAAUAUGCGGCGCUUUUAUUGCAAUGAAUUAAAAAAAAUAUGCUGGCCUCAGGAAAGAAAAAGUUUUCGACGAGCUGAGGCGGAGCUGUUGCUGCAGCUGCAGUUGUGGCCAUCUUCCAGGUGUUGACGUUCUUUUGUGCUGGUAGGCGUUCUUCCUUUGGCAUUAAAUGACAUUCUAUAACACUUGUAAGCGUAUAUGCUGCCCCUUCAGGUCCGGAAGAAUUGCAUUCCUAUUACCUACAGUACUGGAGAAAAAUCACGUUUUCAGAAUUUUGGCAUCGACUUGAAGUAUCAGUUCUCAUGACAUCCCUAGUCAGUACAAUUCUGAGCCCAGGUCUUGUAACUGAAGCUCAACCUCAGAGUUGUGUUUAGGUCUCUGGCCUUCAUACCAGUGGAGAGCACAUGAAGAAAAAGCUGAAUCCGAGCAUCAGUCCAGACUGUGGUUUUGCUCUCACUUCAUUUUCUUCUGUCGGGCUUUCCAACCAUUAACUGCUGGUUCUCAGAUGUACCCAUAAACCCUUGUGUUUUGGGUUUGUUUCCGUAUUUGGUUUGGAUUACAUUUCCAAUCCCACUCAUAGCGCUACAUGCUACAGUUAUCUGGCAGAAGGACACAGUCACAUUCUCAGUGUCAGUGACUCAUCGUCCAACAAAUGGUAUUGUUCUCACCCGGCAAAACAAACUCAACUACAGCAGUGAUCGUUCCACACUGUGGACAAACCCCUCCAAACAUACUGGUCGUACUGACCCUAGAAAACGUCGAAUUUGUGGGUUUCUUUCCUUUUUUCCUUUUGAAUCUGCUCGGUUCUUUUGAUAACUGGCUGCUGCUUAUCUGUUACAUAUUCUUGGCAACAUAGAUGGAGAUAGUGAUAGAUUUUUCUGUGUGUGUUCAGAGUCACCAUGGUUACGAAAAUCUUCAUAAGAGAUCUGAUUGUUGGUGGAGAUGAGAUCCUAUAUGUGACCUUGUAUUAGUGUGAAGUAAGUGCUUCAAAUGUGAAACACCCAAUAAAAAAUAUGUCUCAAACAAUCCCGCUGCUCUGUUGACAUUGUGAACAUUCCUCCUGAGCAGGCUGGAAUGCGUGUUGUAUUGUGAAUGAAACACACACAGUACACACCUAUAUACUAUGGUUUCAAUGGAAACGCUCUGAGCGCAAAGCCAUUCGACUAAACGAUCUAGAUUCUUUGCAUGACUCAGCAAAUACCUAAACUUAGCCCUAAGACCUUAAACAAAGUUAAUCUUAUCUGCCAAGGAUACAAUAACAAGUACAGACAGAGGCGUGUACACAAACACACAUAUCUCCUCAUGACAAACAUUUUGUACAUGGUUAAUUGUAUCAGUUGGGGUCCUCUGAGUGUUUGUGCAGAAGAGGAAAAUAAAU